This is a messenger RNA of Sesamum indicum (sesame), 1642 nucleotides long. RefSeq names its product mitogen-activated protein kinase kinase kinase 18. Gene Ontology annotation, molecular function: ATP binding; protein kinase activity. The record is from RefSeq and is a predicted model, not a curated record. Gene Ontology annotation, biological process: signal transduction; protein phosphorylation. Lineage: Eukaryota; Viridiplantae; Streptophyta; Magnoliopsida; Lamiales; Pedaliaceae.
CUUUUUUUAAUUCACCUUUCUGCUUAUAAAUACGCUUCCAACUCCAAAUCACCCAUUUCCGUUAGAGUUCAAAACCAAGAAACUUAAACCUUGAAUCUUCAUCUUUCUUCUCUCUUCGAUGGAGUGGACACGGGGUCCCAUGAUAGGCCGGGGCUCCUCCGCCGUGGUGUUCAUAGCCACCACCGCCUCCGGCGACGUAUUCGCCGUUAAGUCUACUGAUCUUUCUUCUUCUACCUUGUUGCAGAGAGAGGAACGCUUGGUUUCUCAGCUUUGCUCUCCUUAUGUAGUCAAGUGUUUCGGGUCUGAGAUAACGUGGGAGGAGAACAAACACGUUUACAAUCUGUUUUUGGAGUAUGUUCCCGGCGGGACGCUUUCUGAUCAAAUCGGGAAACAGGGUGGUUCCUUGGGUGAAAGCGUGAUUCGGUUCUAUGCGCGUGAAAUGCUGCUGGGGUUGAGUUAUCUUCACUUGAUGGGAUUGGUGCACUGUGAUAUCAAAGGUCAGAAUGUUCUGAUUGGUAGUGAUGGGUUGAAGAUAGCGGAUUUUGGGUGCGCAAAAUGGGGAGAAUCGGAUGGUUCUGGUAAACCGGUGUUUUCAGGGACGCCGGCGUACAUGGCGCCGGAGGUGGCUCGUGGCGAGGAGCAGAGUUUUCCCGCUGAUAUAUGGGCGCUGGGUUGUACGAUUAUUGAAAUGGCGACGGGAUCUAAUCCCUGGCAGGAGAUGAAGGACCCUGCAUCAGCCCUCUACAGAAUCGCGUUUUCCGGCGAUGUCCCGGAGUUCCCCAGCUGGUUUUCCGAUAAUGCCAAGGAUUUGCUCGCCAAGUGUUUGAAGCGAGACCCAAAAGAACGGUGGACGGCGACUGAACUUCUGCAGCACCCAUUUUUCAGUUCUGCGGAGGAGAUUUGUGUAGAGUUCACCAGGAAAUCUCCGACUAGCGUAAUGGACCAAGGUUUCUGGGAUGCUUUGGAGAUUCUGACGCGCUCUUCGCGAAAUCCGACCGAUAUUGCUUCCCCCUCGGAUUCUCCGGCGGGUAGGAUCAGGGCUUUGAUCGGAGAUCCUUCUCCGUCGAACGUGAAUUCGACGGGUUGGACGGAGGAGGAAGACUGGUUGACGGUGAGGGGCAAUGAAAUUGAAGAAUGUUCAGAAGCUGGGGAGCAGAGUGACGAGGAUACGAAUCAAGAUCUUGAAGAACUGAUGGACGACGAGUUUACUGCAAUUUCCAGUGUUGACGAAGAAGAGAUUCAAACCUUAAUUUUAGCAGAGAAUUCUUUGUUGGAGUGUGUUAAUGGAGAUACUGAGAGUGUUGAGGAUUUUUCUGUAUUCAAACACAUGAACUGUGAUAAAUAUGUUAAUGGAAACAUUUCUUCGUCAAGAUCCACUUUUCCUACAACCUUUGAUCCUCUUCUUUUUUUUACUUGGAAGUAUUGUUCAGUGCUCAAGAACUGGCUUCUUUGGCUCCCUACUCUUCCAAAUUUCCAAAUCAAAUUUGGUCGAACUCAAAUCAAGUACUAUCAAUUUUUACAGAACUGGCCAUGUGUUCAGGCCGAUUUAUAGGCAUAGAAUUAUUGGCGUAAGAAUUCGUGCGAUCCAAAAUCGAUUCGUUUGUAAUCUAUCAAAUAUGGGUUUGACAUUAAAAAAAAAAAA